Molecule: messenger RNA, 1117 nt
Organism: Micropterus dolomieu (smallmouth bass)
Lineage: Eukaryota; Metazoa; Chordata; Actinopteri; Centrarchiformes; Centrarchidae
Product: nuclear factor 1 A-type
Exons: 7
Coding region: 302-1081 (259 amino acids)
Biological process (GO): regulation of transcription by RNA polymerase II
Cellular component (GO): nucleus
Molecular function (GO): RNA polymerase II cis-regulatory region sequence-specific DNA binding; DNA-binding transcription factor activity, RNA polymerase II-specific
Source: RefSeq, a predicted model, not a curated record
UUCUCAGGAGUUGAUGCAGACUAAAAGAAGCUAAAAGAAGUGAUACUGGACUUAUAAACAUCAGGUGGACACAGACACCCCAAUGGGAAGAUACCUUUGCUCUGCAUCUGCUGUACAGAAACGUAAAAAUGAAAGCAGACCUGCUGAUGGAGCGCCGUGGUGUUUUGCAGGCGGCAGCGGCGGGGCAGCGUCCACUCUUCAUGGAGCGUGAACAUGCUCUCUCGCUCUCUAUCUCGCCGGGGCUUCCGCUGGACCCUUCAGUCUGGAGGUGUCUUAUCUCCGGUGAGCGCGCUCGCAUCAGAUGAAGCUUGCUGACAGCGUAAUGGCAGGGAAAACCUCGGAAGGCUCCAUCAAAUGGCAGCUCUGCUACGACAUCUCAGCCAGGACCUGGUGGAUGGAUGAAUUCCAUCCUUUCAUCGAAGCCCUGCUGCCCCACGUCCGGGCCUUCGCCUACACAUGGUUCAACCUGCAGGCCCGCAAGAGGAAGUACUUCAAGAAGCACGAGAAGCGCAUGUCCAAGGAGGAGGAGCGCGCCGUGAAGGACGAGCUGCUCGGCGAGAAGCCCGAGGUCAAACAGAAGUGGGCGUCGCGCCUCCUGGCCAAACUGCGCAAGGACAUCCGGCCCGAGUUCAGGGAGGACUUCGUGCUGACGGUGACGGGGAAGAAGGCGCCGUGCUGCGUGCUGUCCAACCCCGACCAGAAGGGCAAGAUGAGGAGGAUCGACUGCCUGCGCCAGGCGGACAAAGUCUGGAGGCUGGACCUGGUCAUGGUGAUUUUAUUCAAAGGGAUUCCCCUCGAAAGUACUGACGGGGAGAGGCUGGUAAAGUCUCCUCAGUGUUCGAACCCCACCCUGUGUGUGCAGCCGCACCACAUUGGAGUUUCAGUCAAGGAGCUGGAUCUGUACCUGGCCUACUUCGUGCACGCAGAAACCGGCCAAUCAGAAAGCCCCAACCAGGCCAGCGAAUCAGAUAUCAAGGAGCAGCCGGAGAACGGUCAUCUGGGUUUUCAGGACAGCUUCGUGACGCCCGGCGUCUUCACGGUGGCCGAGCUCGUCCGAGUCUCACAGAUUUUGCUGACGUAAAAACUUUGUAGUUACCUUCUCUGGUUAUUCUGCAGC